AUGGAUAAUCACGAUCGACCAACUUAUUCUGAAGAUGUACGGAAGCAGAUUGACGAACGAAGGAAAGAAGACGUCCGAGCAUCUGUAGGAGAGGCGGAAAGACGAACUUCAAAGAUCCAACGAUCCCAACCUGUUCAUCUGACUCGAAUCAGACCGCCAUCGCAGUUGGCGCAGAGAAAAGUGAAAACCCUCGAAUCUCCUCGAAUGGAUUGUCGACCACAAGAACGCCAUCCUGUUAUGGACAUUUUGGAUCCACCAAGACCCAACUGUAGUCCUCCGCCUUGCCCUCCUACCAGUCGACUUCCUAAACCGGACAAGAAGUCUUGGCUCGACAAAAUCAGGAACAUGAAGAAAUAA
Molecule: messenger RNA, 357 nt
Organism: Cylicostephanus goldi
Lineage: Eukaryota; Metazoa; Nematoda; Chromadorea; Rhabditida; Strongylidae
Source: the annotation of a GenBank genome assembly